AUGUAAGAUACCAGUUCUGGAGAAUGACACUUGGGAGAUUCAGGGUGACUGGCACCAGGACCUUGUCAACACGUAUAUACCACCGUCACUAGACUAUGAUUAUAAUAGGUGUAACGUGUAUAAAAACGGUCUAAAUACAAGCCAAGUUAAAUGUACAGAAUGGGUGUACAGUAAAGAAGUGUUUGAAGAAUCAUUCACAUCAGAGCAAAAUUUUGUAUGUGAUGAUGCUUUGAAAACAUCUCAUCUACAGUUAGUGUAUUACUUUGGUGUGCUAGUUGGUGACCUUGGAUUCGGACUACUUUCUGAUGUGAUAGGCAGAAAAAAGUCAUUCUAUCUUGCAUGUAUUCUACAAGUGGCAAGUGCUAUGGGUGUAGCCUGGGCACCAAAUUUCUGGGUGUAUCUGGUAUUAGAGUUUCUGGUUGGUGCAGCCUGUCAUGGGGUCUUCAUGAGUAGCUGUGUUCUUGGACUGGAAGUAGUAGGGCCAACAAAACGUGUAUGGGCUGGUGUUGUGAUUCAUGGAUUCUUCACUAUUGGGCUGUGUUACCUCUCUGGUGUAGCCUGGCUGCUCAAACAUUGGUCCUACAUCCAGAUAGCUGUAGCUGCACCUUGUGCCUUAUACCUCUCAUAUUGGUGGUUGAUUCCUGAAUCUCCAAGAUGGCUGAUAAGUAUGGGAAAAUAUGAUGAGGCAGAGAAAAUCAUCAGACGUAUGGCCAAAGCUAACAAAGCUAAAGUACCGGACAAAAUGUUCACAGCUGAUACAGUGGAGAAAAAGAAAGGGGGAAAACUCUGGGAACUCUUCACUAAUAAAGUCCUUUUAAUAAGGACUUUGAUUAUUUUCUUUAAUUGGAUAAUUGUAAGCAUGUGUUACUAUGGUGUUACAAUGUACGCUGGAACAAUCGGAGGAAAUUUCUAUCUCAAUUUCUUUCUACUGGCAAUCGUCGAGUUUCCAUCAUUUAUCAACAUACCAAUGUUAGAUUGUAUAGGUCGUAAAUGGACCCACAUUUUCUUUAUGUGGAUUGGAGGAUUUGCCUGCAUAGGAACUAUAUUUACUGUAGUGUAUGGAGGAGAAGAAUAUCAUACUGCCACCCUGGUUCUAUCACUGAUUGGCAAGCUGGGACCUACUGGAGCAUUUGCUGUGAUAUAUGUAUUCUCAUUGGAACUAUAUCCAACUCUACUCAGGAAUGCUGGUAUGGGGGCAAGCUCAUGUGUGGCAAGGUUUGGAGGAAUGGUUGCACCUUACGUUGCUAAAAUGGGUGAAUUGAUUGGAGGAGAUUUUGGUAAAGCAUUGCCGCUGGCUAUAUUUGGUAUCACAUCUGUUAUAGCCGGCUUACUUUGUCUGUUUUUACCGGAGACACUAAACCAGAAAUUACCAGAUACUGUUGAAGAGGCAGCCAAAUUUAAAGGGCAUCAAAGAAGAAAAGAAAGAGAGGUGUAUAUUCCAGAAUCAAAUGAAGAACCAACCCAGACAAAGUUUUAACAAAUUAUCCACACAAGCCAUACAGUCAUAUCGUGACAUACAUAUCUAUUUAUAUUAAACUAUAUUUGGAACUAAACAUAUUCUGAUAUUUUUUCUCUUUUUGAAAAUGAAAGAGGUAUACAAACAAGUUCAGCUUCCAGCAAAACUUCAUUCAGAUGUUUUUAUACUAGUGAACAAUUACAGAAAUAAUAAAAGUAUGGUUUAUGAAAUACUUUAUCAAUAAAAGAAGUGGACCUUAAGCAAGGUAGAAGUGAAAUUUUUUCAAGCCAUAAAAAGAGUCUGCCUUUUAUUUAUGCAAGGUUGGGAGGAAAU
This is a messenger RNA of Ruditapes philippinarum (Manila clam), 1789 nucleotides long. RefSeq names its product organic cation transporter protein-like. Gene Ontology annotation, molecular function: transmembrane transporter activity. Lineage: Eukaryota; Metazoa; Mollusca; Bivalvia; Venerida; Veneridae. Gene Ontology annotation, cellular component: membrane. Gene Ontology annotation, biological process: transmembrane transport. The record is from RefSeq and is a predicted model, not a curated record.